Iphiclides podalirius (scarce swallowtail) is the source of this 780-nucleotide messenger RNA. The record is from the annotation of a GenBank genome assembly. NCBI's taxonomy places the organism in Eukaryota, Metazoa, Arthropoda, Insecta, Lepidoptera, Papilionidae.
AUGCCCAAUGUGACGCAUAUAAGGCCAGUCCAUUUACAGUUCAAACCAUGUGAAGAACAAAUGGGUAUGUGCUCAUUCCCAUCAGCCCAUGUUCAGUUGACACGACAGAGCAAUCUCCUGAUGUCCGGGCAGCCUUAUCGGAUAAAGUUAAUACUAGAUAUGCCUGAGACGCAGGUCAAUAAGGACUUAGGCAUGUUCAUGGUGUGUGCUCAGAUGAGAGGAAAGGGAGGUGUGUUCAUCUCCUCGUCGUGUAGGUCGUCAAUGCUCAGACACAGCUUUCCCGCCAGGUCGAGGCUGCAUCAGCUGAUCAGAACGACCGUUUUCGCGCCGUUGCUGCUUGGCGGUCUGGACGAGGAAAAACAACAGGUCCAAGUCGAGCUGUUUAGCGACUUCGUCGACGACCCGGAGUUGCCGGUCACCGACGUUUACGUUGAGCUGCAGUCUCGCUUCGCGCAGACUUACGCAUGCGAGCUGCACAUACAGGCCCACUUUACAGGCCUCCGCUACUUGAUGUACUACUGGCCGCGCACCUCUGCGGUUGUAGGUAUAUCAUCGAACUUAUUCUUCGUCUCCCUGAUCUUCGUACUCAGCUGGUAUCAUCUGCAGGACGGACUACCGGAAUUUCUCAAGAGCACAUUCGGCGGUGCUGAAGUGAAGCUCGAAGAUGAAAAGAAGUUAUUGGGUAAAGUGAAAUUGGAGAGAGAGACUAAAGAAUCGUUCCCUUUCUUCGAAGACGAGACGCUGCUCGAAGAGUUUCAGCGUUUGGAACAGAAGAAGAGU